This is a messenger RNA of Rhizophagus irregularis DAOM 181602=DAOM 197198, 3513 nucleotides long. RefSeq lists its product as uncharacterized. Gene Ontology annotation, cellular component: cell septum; cell periphery. Gene Ontology annotation, molecular function: chitin synthase activity. NCBI's taxonomy places the organism in Eukaryota, Fungi, Glomeromycota, Glomeromycetes, Glomerales, Glomeraceae. The record is from RefSeq and is a predicted model, not a curated record.
UUUUUUUUAUUAUACGUACACUCUCUCCCUCCCUCCUCCUCCUCACUUUCAUUUUCUCAUUCUCCGUAAUUCAAUUCCCUCUUCCUCCUCAUUAUCCUUCUCUCUCGUCGUAUUGUAGAAUAGAUUUCUACAUUAUACUUAACUCAAUAAAACAUAUAAUAAAAUAGAUUUUUUCUUCUUUUUUUUUUUUUUUUUUUUACAACCGCGUUAUAUAUAUAUAUAUAUAUAUCUACAAUCAAUAAUAACAUAUGGAUGGUGGAUAUUAUUCAAAUGAUAAUAGGCCACUGAGUGUGCUAAGGCGUGGAAGAACUUUGAAUAGACCUGAACGUUAUCAACCUGCGGCCCCUCUCUUAACAGGUGCUAGGGAUGCUAAAGAUAAUAAUUGUGAUGUCUGGGUAAUUUUUUCAAAAGUCGUCACAUUUUGGGCACCAGCUUCUUUACUAUCAUCGGUUGGUGGUCUCAAUGAUAAACAAUCUCAACAAGCAUGGCGUGAAAAAAUUGCUUUAUGUUUUAUCGCUGUUAUUAUGGGUGGAAUCGUUGCAUUUUUGACCGUUGGUUUUUCUAAUAUACUUUGUCCUCCUUCUGAAGCUGAUAAUCCUUCUAAAUUUAAACGUUAUGGUGAUUCACCCGGUCAUCUUGGAAUUAAUGGAUGGCAAUUUGACGUUACAAAUGGUUUAUCAAGACCUGGUUUGGAUUUUCAAGCUCUUGAACAAGAACAAAAUGGUCAAGAUAUUACGGUUUUUUUUCAAAGGACAAAUCAGCAAGCUCCUGAUUGUUUAAGACCAGAUAUACAAAAAUUCGCUGCUGUUAAUUUAGAAGUUUGUAGUGAUGAUGCUUGUCCUCUUAAAGAUGUAUUUAUUAAACAAUCAACUUUUGAUCAAUUAAAUAUUGUAAAUAGUUCAACAAAAGUCGGUUACGAUUGGGUUCAAAUUGGACAAUUAAAAAAUUAUUUGGUUAUAAGUGGAAAUGUUUUAAAUCUUGAUCCUUAUAUUAAUAAAUUUCCUGAUCCUAUAGAAGAUGAUAUGUUGGAUAAAACUAUUCGUACAGUUUUAGGAACUGACCAUCUUGAAGGUGGUAAAGAUGGAACCGCUCUUUUCUUUGGAAGACCAGAAACAAAAGCUACUAUUAAUUGUUUGGUUGAAAAAUUUUAUGCUGGAAAUAUUGAUAAAGAAACUAUCGGUUGUUUUAUUUCCGUAAUUUUCUUAUACGUUUCUUUAACCGUCAUUCUUGGAAUUGUUAUGACAAGAUUCAUCAUGGCUUGUGUUUUCAAUUGGUUCAUUUCACAUCGUCUCGCUAAUCAACCAAAAGGUGCUACAAAUUCACCUUCAGUAUCACAAGUUGUUCCAGGUGGUUCACCAUACGGUACUGCUGCUACUACUGGUGGUAUGACUAAAGUCAUGAGUAUGGAAGACGUAGGCAAUGAUUUAUAUACCGUUUUACUUGUUACUUGUUAUUCUGAAGAUGAAGCUGGUUUACGUUGUACUUGUGAAUCAAUGGCUGCUACCGAUUAUCCAAAUGAUCGUAAACUGUUAUUCUUGAUAUGUGAUGGUAUAAUCACAGGUUCUGGUAAUGAUAAAAGUACACCUGAUAUUUGUAUUGAUCUUAUGGAAGUUUCACCUGAAUUCAAAGAUCCUCAACCAAGAAGUUAUGUUGCUAUCGCUGAUGGUUCAAAAAGACAUAAUAUGGCCAAAGUUUAUGCAGGAUAUUUCCCUUGGAAAGAUAGUCGAGUUCCAAUGGUUUGUGUUGUUAAAUGUGGUACACCAGAAGAACAAGGAAAACCAAAACCAGGUAAUCGUGGAAAACGUGAUUCUCAAUUGAUUUUGAUGAAUUUCUUUAGUCGUAUUACUUAUAAUGAUCGUAUGAGUCCUUUGGAUUAUGAUUUAUUCCGUAAAGUUCAUCAUCUUAUGGGUGUUACACCUGAUUUCUUUGAGAUCGUUCUUAUGGUUGAUGCUGAUACAAAAGUUUAUCCUGAUUCAUUGAGAAUACUUAUUAAUUGUAUGUGCAAUGAUCCUUUAAUUAUGGGACUUUGUGGAGAAACAAAAAUUGCAAACAAAAGAGAUUCUUGGGUUACUUCCAUUCAAGUUUUUGAAUAUUAUAUUUCUCAUCAUUUGGGUAAAGGAUUUGAAUCCGUAUUUGGUGGUGUUACUUGUUUACCUGGUUGUUUCUGUAUGUAUCGUCUCAAAGCUCGUAAAGGAGAUGAUGAUUGGGUUCCAAUUAUUACCAAACCUGAAAUCGUUCAAGAAUAUUCUCAAAAUGUUGUUACUACUUUACAUCAAAAGAAUUUAUUACUUCUUGGAGAGGAUCGAUUUUUGACCACACUUAUGUUAAGAAACUUUCCAAACAGAAAAAUGAUGUUUUGUCCACAAGCAAUUUGUAAAACUGUAGUACCUGAUGAUUUUAAUGUUUUACUUUCUCAACGUCGACGAUGGAUUAAUUCAACUAUUCAUAAUUUAUUGGAAUUAGUAUUAGUUAGAAAUCUUUGUGGAACAUUUUGCUUCUCUAUGCAAUUUGUUAUUUUUAUGGAAUUAAUUGGUACCGUAGUUCUUCCAGUUGCUAUCUUAUUAACUUAUGCGUUAAUCGUAUCCAUAAUAUUAAAUCCACCUAAAGAUUUUUCAGCAGCAGUUCCUGUAUUGAUGUUAGUAUUAGUACUUGGAUUACCAGGAAUUUUAAUUUUAAUUACCACAAGAAAACUUGUUUAUAUCACUUGGAUGUUUAUUUAUUUAUUAGCAUUACCUGUAUGGAAUUUUAUUUUACCAACAUACGCUUAUUGGCAUUUUGAUGAUUUCUCAUGGGGAGAAACUAGAAAAGUUGAAGGUGAAGCUAAAGGAGAUGAUCAUAGUAAAAAAGAAGGACAAUUUGAUCCAUCAAAAAUUCCAUUUAAACGUUGGGAAGAUUGGGAACGUGGAAGAAUAAAAAGUAAAAAACGUCAAGAAAAACAAAGACAAAUGCAAUAUAAAACUGCUCCAUCAAAUCAUGUAAUAGAUGAUUAUGAAACUGCAUCAAACAUUUCUUCUCCAGAUGGAGGACAACAAUAUUUUGAUUAUAGUAAUAAUUCUCGAUCACAACAACAACAACAAUAUGAACCCUAUCCACAGUAUAAUAAAGGUGCCGCUCCACAAGAAGAAUAUUAUUAUCCUGAAAGAGGACAAUAUGGUCAAAAUCAAGAAAGAUACGAUCAAGAACAAUAUAAUAAUAAUCAGUAUGAUCAAGUGCAAUAUGAUCAAGUGCCAUAUGAUCAAGGACAAUAUGAUCAAGAGCAAUACGAUCAAGGACAACAUAAUCAAGGGCAAUAUCAACAUAAUCAAGGGCAAUAUCAACAUAAUCAAGGAAGAGGACAAUAUGAUCAAGAUUAUUAUCAAAGACGGGUUUAAAAAAAAAAAAAAUUUCAUUUUUUUUAUUGUAUAGAUAAUUAGUUUUUUUCCCAAUCAAACAAAAUUCAAUUAUACCUGGAAGUAUUUUUGAUUUUUUCCCUUUUUUAACAUUAUUUUUGUAAUAUUACUUUUUUUACUCUUU